AAUCUGCUGGUUUUACAAACUUGUAUCCAUUUAUUAUUUCAAAAAAUAUUAUUAUUGUGGCAUAUAAAUAGCAGCUCAAAAGGGUUUCACAUUUUUUCAACAGCCAGUUCUGCUCGAGCUACUGCGCCUGCUUUCUUCCAACAGACUAGUUUGUAGCCGAGCUUGUGGUUGUAUCAAUUUGCAAUGUCAGAUGGCCAAGAAAAUGACAAGAAUAUUGAAAUAUGGAAAAUGAAAAAGUUAAUCAAAGCCCUUGAAUCUGCAAGAGGAAAUGGUACCAGUAUGAUCUCUCUUAUUAUACCUCCUGGUGAUCAGAUAUCUCGGAUUACCAAGAUGUUGGCAGAAGAAUAUGGUACAGCAUCAAAUAUUAAGAGCAGAGUAAAUCGUCAGUCUGUCCUCGGUGCAAUAACGUCUGCCCAGCAGAGGCUUAAACUGUAUAAUAAGGUACCUCCUAAUGGAUUGGUCCUUUAUACUGGAACUAUAAUGACUGAAGAUGGGAAGGAAAAGAAGGUAACCUUUGACCUCACACCUUUUAAGCCUAUAAAUGCGUCUCUGUACCUAUGUGACAACAAGUUUCACACGGGACCUCUGGGUGAGCUUUUGGAAUCAGAUGAGAAGUUUGGUUUCAUCGUCAUGGAUGGUAAUGGCACUCUUUUUGGGACCUUAAGUGGCAACACUAGGGAAGUCCUUCAUAAAUUCACUGUUGACCUACCCAAGAAGCAUGGAAGAGGAGGUCAAUCAGCUCUGCGAUUUGCUCGUCUUCGAAUGGAGAAACGCCAUAACUAUGUGAGGAAGACAGCAGAGCUUGCUACUCAGUUCUACAUUAAUCCAGCCACUAGUCAGCCAAAUGUAUCUGGACUAAUACUUGCUGGGUCAGCUGAUUUCAAGACAGAGCUGAGCCAGUCUGAUAUGUUUGAUCCACGUCUACAGGCAAAGAUACUUAAUGUGGUUGAUGUGUCCUAUGGUGGGGAAAAUGGAUUCAGUCAGGCCAUUGAGCUAUCUGCUGAGAUUCUCUCAAAUGUGAAGUUUAUACAAGAAAAGCGCUUGAUAGGGAAAUUCUUUGAGGAAAUCAGUCAAGAUACUGGGAAGUAUGUAUUUGGCGUGGAUGACACAAUAAAAGCUUUGGAGAUGGGAGCUGUUGAAACUCUUGUUGUUUGGGAAAAUCUUGAUAUAAACCGAUAUGUGCUGAAAAAUAGUGUUACCAAUGAGAUUGUCAUUAAGCACCUAAACAAGGACCAAGAGGCUGAUCAAAACAAGUUCAAGGAUCCUGACAACUCAGCUGAAUGGGAGGUCCAGGACAAAAUGCCGCUAUUGGAGUGGUUUGCCAAUGAGUACAAAAACUUCGGUUGUUCACUUGAGUUUGUCACUAACAGGUCUCAAGAGGGGUCACAGUUUUGCCGAGGAUUUGGUGGCAUCGGGGGAAUCCUUCGCUACCAGCUUGACCUGCGUUCGUUUGAUGAGCCAUCUGAUGAAGGAGAAUACUUCGAGGAUUCUGAUUAAGCUUUCCUUCUGUCUCCUUAGCCCAGAUGAUGGACAGAGAUGCAAUUUGUUGAAAGUUUUGAGGUCAUCUUAGCAAUGAGUUUCCUGCUAUCAUCAUUAAUAUCAAUCACUGAGUCUCUGCUGUUGUUAAAAGUUGUUUGCUUUUCCUUGAUAUGUGAAACAGGUUUCUUUGGGACUAUCUUCAAUUGGAAAGAGGACUUCUAAUUGUUUUAUGAGCCUAUCUACCUUACCCUUGUGAGUUUGUUAUGGCUGUCUUGAACUAUGUCUUGUUUGUAAUGGAAUUUAAAUUGCUACAGUCAGAGAGUUAUUUAUGUAAACCUGAAGAAGAUUAAGUACUAA
This is a messenger RNA of Lycium ferocissimum, 1836 nucleotides long. RefSeq names its product eukaryotic peptide chain release factor subunit 1-3-like. Gene Ontology annotation, cellular component: translation release factor complex; cytosol. Gene Ontology annotation, biological process: cytoplasmic translational termination. Gene Ontology annotation, molecular function: translation release factor activity, codon specific; sequence-specific mRNA binding. The transcript is spliced from 2 exons. Lineage: Eukaryota; Viridiplantae; Streptophyta; Magnoliopsida; Solanales; Solanaceae. The record is from RefSeq and is a predicted model, not a curated record. Bases 184 to 1497 code for a protein of 437 amino acids.